Molecule: messenger RNA, 3885 nt
Organism: Hymenoscyphus albidus
Lineage: Eukaryota; Fungi; Ascomycota; Leotiomycetes; Helotiales; Helotiaceae
Source: the annotation of a GenBank genome assembly
UAGCAACCCACCCCCCCGUUCAGUUGAUAUCAGCAGCCGCGCUCCCUCGCUCGCACACCCGCCUUCCAUCUGGACCCGCCUCCGAACUCCUCCCUCAUAAUCUCCCUUGUUCCGCUUUCCCAAACACUUCUCACACUUUGCACUCUACGCUCUCUUUCUUGUCGCAGGUCCGUACCUCGAAAGCUUCCAAAUUCGCCCAUCCCAGUCGCGACUACAGAGUCACUCUCCCCAGGCCUCACGAUCGCGCCCGAUCAGCCUGUACACUCAACCCAACACCACUCUGUACAUUCGAAGCGUAGAAUCCCCAUCCACCACCGUCUCCCCCCUCUGGUCGACGGAUUCCUCGGUGCUCCUCGUCCAAUUUCUAUAGUAAUUCCAGCCGGUCUUCGCGCGCCCCGUCGAGUCGAGUUCUUGCUGGCCUCGAAACUCCUCGAUCAUCAACCGUUCCAUCUGCCCUUUGCAUUUUUGAUCGGAGCAGGCUCCUCAACCCAAACGCCCACAGCCCAUAGCCCAUAGCACAGUGUGUGUUCUCGUCGACACCCUCAAUCAACACUCGCUUCAUCGUCAUCGUCCCUUUUCAUCCAUCAGCCGGUGCGCUACUGCUUCAUAGUGGUGGCUGACAGAACCACCACCCCNCAACCAUAAUCAAAACCUGGCUUGACACAUCCGUCACUCAGCCUUACCCUCCUCUGUCUUGUUUCAAUAUACCCACCACCUGUUUGGGAUAUUGCGGGAUCAUCUGGAAUUGUUUCGACUCAAUUGAAUGGCGCACAUGAUGUAUUCACAACAUCAUGCAGCCGCGAUGGCUCCUCCCCAAAAGCCAGAGACCUUCAUGUUAAGCAGUGAAGCCCAACAGAGCUUACCACAGGAUGCCCAAGUCGCCUUGCAGCAAGUCGAUAAUCGUACGUCGUCGAUGGAUACAUGCCAUGAAGACCUCGAGCUAACGUGGAGCAGUCAAAUACUUUUUAAUAUCAGCACCCGUCGACUGGACACCCGAUCAGUACAUCCGUCGAUUUCUUCUCCCCACUGGUGAAUACGUUUCGUGUGUCCUAUGGUACGUACCCGACGUGGUGAAUCGAGCUACCCCACACUAACGUCACCCAGGAACAACCUCUUUCACAUCUCAGGUACCGAUAUCGUGCGAUGCCUCUCCUUCCGAUUCCAAGCCUUCGGUCGACCGGUGAAGAACUCGAAGAAGUUUGAGGAAGGUAUCUUUUCGGAUCUGCGCAACUUGAAGUCCGGAACCGAUGCAUCGUUAGAAGAGCCCAAGAGUGCUUUCCUGGAUUUCCUGUACAAGAACAACUGUAUUCGAACCCAAAAGAAGCAGAAGGUGUUUUACUGGUACAGCGUUCCCCAUGACCGACUCUUCCUCGAUGCUCUCGAAAGAGAUUUGAAGCGGGAGAAGAUGGGACAGGAGGCUACCACAGUUGCUGUCAACGAACCUGCUUUGUCCUUCGAGUUUGAUUCCUCCCAAUCACUCUUUGAGCAACUCACCAAGGCCCAACAAGCCAACUCUUCCUCAUUCUCCGCCCAACAGCCUUCUUUCUCGCAAGCCCAAUCACAAUCCACCUCCCCAGUGAUGCGCGCAAUGGACUCCAUGCCACCCCCACAAAUGAUGCCCCCUCAGAUGCAAGCCAUGCCAGACGACAUGAACCCAAUGGUCGCAUACCAGCAAAUGACCGCCAUGGCUGGACCCAACAUGGCACAGCAAGUCGUCAAGAGAGAGCAAGAUUUUGGUCGCGUUCAAUACAACCAGAAUGGCGUACCAAUCUCGCAAACACACCAACGUCACUCGUCCAUGCCAGCAUACGGCUUGGAGUACUCACCCGCUCCAUCGUUUGUUUCAUCACACUACGAAGAUUACAGCAACCGUGGGAUCUCCUUCGAACCCAUCACUCCACCUCAGCAAGCCCUCGGAAUGGGCGCCGAGCCCGCCUACAUUGCCAAUGAGGAAACCGGUCUUUACACCGCGAUUCCAGACCACAUGGGUGGUGGUAUGCACGGCAUGAUGCAGCUCCCUCCUUCCAACCUUUCCGGUCCACAGUUCUCCCACGCCACCCGUGGAUAUGGCGGCAACAACGUCUACUCUGUCAUUGAAGGAUCUCCAACCUACAAGCAAAGAAGAAGACGCUCAUCGAUUCCUCCAGGAGUCGCUGCAAUCGUCGCUGCCUCAGCUGCCAGUCACCAAGCUCACAACUCUCACCGACCUUCGGAUCUGAGACGAUCUGUCUCUGCAUCAGUGGGACCGGUUGCUGAGGGUGAUGAAUCCGGAAACAACUCCCCACCAGGAUUGAGCUAUAGCCACCAAAUGCCCCAGAUGGCUCAACACCACAAGGAUCUCCUCGAAACCAUGUCUCGACAUGGCACUCCCCUCUCCACGGUGGAGGACAGCCCAGCCAUGAACCCAAUGGCUCUCCAAAACAAUGACUUUGGUUAUUUAUCAAAUGAGGAUCUCUCAGGUGAUGGAUCCAUCCAUAACUCUCCCCGAUCUCAUAUGCAACAACAAGGUCCCAAUGGUGUCGUCCGAAGAGCUCGUAGCGCCACCAUGAUGGAGCUUGGUCCCUACCCCCAAAAGUCACACUCAUGUCCUAUCCCCACUUGUGGCCGUCUCUUCAAGCGUUUAGAGCAUCUCAAAAGGUAUGGUUUAUUUUUCUUUUCAUAUACCGGUCCAAAAUCUUGGCCGCUGACAUGUACCCCUCCAGACACGUGAGAACACAUACCCAAGAAAGACCCUACAUCUGCCCCCACUGUAAUAAGGCAUUCUCCCGAUCAGAUAACCUCGCCCAGUAUGUCAUUUCAUCACGUCACAUGCACAUCAAGUAUCCCAAAACAUGUACUAACGUAUCUUCAGACAUCGUAGAACCCAUGAUCGUGGUGAUGGCUCUGAUGGUCCUUAUGGAUACAGCGGAGAAGAGGAAGAGUACGAGGGUGAAGACAACCUCGGACCUCUGGAGGAAGCCUCACCCAACUCCGAAAAUGGCUACCUCCCAACCAGCAUGUCACAAAGCUUCAACGGCCUUCAAUCCAUGGCGAUGAGCAUGCCCGGUUCCGGCAUGGCGACUCCCAGUCAACUCAUCAACGCCCAACAUAUGAUGCAACAACCGAUAUAGAUCUCUGUCUCGAAAAACAAAGUUUCGCUUCUUUCCUGUCGGCUCGACGGUCGACGUUUUGUUGGACCUCGUCUUCGAUGUUUAUUUUUUUUGUUUAUAUCCUUUUAUUGCAUAGCCUGGCCGGGUUUUCUUGACGACAUAUCUGAUACCCGUGUAUCAUGAUUUUGGUUUCCUUCUGUUUCUUCUUUUUUGGGUGUGGGAAUCCUCGUGUUCUCUUUUUUGGAUGAUGACGAUUAUGAGAUGGCUAUCUUCUUCGGUAUCUUCUUUUAGGGUGGAUGGAUAUUUUUGGAUACUUCGUUUCGACUGGGUUGCGCUGACCUUGUCCCGUACUGGGCCAGGUUUGUUGAAUAGGGAUUCUUCUUUUCUUUGUUGCGAGCUUCGCGUGGUAGGGAAGGUUGGGGUGGGAAGAUACUUCUGAAGAGGGGCCAUUUUGGAUUACCCCCAUUGUUUUAUUUGAAAGUUUGAAAGAGAAAGAGAUAAAGAGGUCUUCUCUAAGACUCUGUUACCUACCUACUAGUACUACAAGAACAAAAUUUCUUUUUUUUUAUUACCAUACUGUUUUUCUUCAUCAGCGGUUCUUUUUGCUACUUUGAUCUCUCUGCUCGGGUAUUGGACGACGUGCUCCUUGCCGCAGGCCUCGGAUAGGGGGUUUGGGUUCAGUUGAGCAUGUUUUGUUGAGGACAUCCUUGUUCCUAUUUUUUGAUGUAUAAAUAUUUUGUCUACCCCUUUUCCUUGAUGGGGGGAUGUGGAUGUUAUUAGAUGAAAAUAAAGCAAC